Molecule: messenger RNA, 650 nt
Organism: Helianthus annuus (common sunflower)
Lineage: Eukaryota; Viridiplantae; Streptophyta; Magnoliopsida; Asterales; Asteraceae
Exons: 2
Coding region: 35-526 (163 amino acids)
Source: RefSeq, a predicted model, not a curated record
UGAUCCCUUCUCCACAAACGGUGGUUCAGUUUCCAUGGCCAACUCGACGAACCGGCUUCCGAUUCUAUUCAAAAACCGCUCGUGGACCACGGACAUCCACCGCGACAUAGAAUGGGAGAAAUUAAAGCUCAAACAAAGACGAAGGAACUUGCACCGCCGCAGCAUGAGUGCGAAUGCUGCGUCGGAGUUUGAUGUCAUGGAUGAAGAUAUUAGCGAGCUUCAAGCUUGCUUCGAGCUCGGGUUUGGGUUGGAUCCGUCAAAUGAAUUGGAUCCGAAGCUUAAACGGGCUUUUCCUGCACUUGAAUUGUACAUUGCUGUUAACCGCCAGUUUAACGGUCGAGAUCUUUCGAGGUCUUCGUCGAUUGAUUCUGAUUGUUCGUCGAACUCUAGCAUGUCUUCGCGCCUCAUUGUUGAUCCAAGUGAUAAUCCAAAAAUGGUGAAGAUGAGAUUGAAGAGAUGGGCGCAGGUGGUUGCUUGUUCGGUUCAUGAAGCUUUCACUCAGCCAACAAUUGAAUUUGAAGAAUGAGUGUGUGUGUGUGAAGAGCUUGUUUGUAUGUGUGAAGUGUGAAGUGUGAAGUGUGAAGUGUGAAGUGUGUGUCUGUGUGUGCAUUUUCUAGGGUUCUGAGAAAGGAAUUGAAGAAUCAACCUUA